Messenger RNA from Candidula unifasciata, 573 nucleotides. NCBI's taxonomy places the organism in Eukaryota, Metazoa, Mollusca, Gastropoda, Stylommatophora, Geomitridae. The record is from the annotation of a GenBank genome assembly.
AUGAAUCGGCACUUAAUUCGUAUGGCUCUGAGAGCUACAAGGGCACCACAGCGAACAGUCAGCUCGUCUUCUGUAUGCUGCCACAAUGUAGUCUUAGACCAGAAGCUCAGGGAUGAGAUCCACCCAAAGAUUGGGAACCGUGAGAUUGUCGGAUUUGGCAUCAAUGGUUCAGCAUCAUAUGUUGAUAGAUGUGAGUUCCCGUGCCCUGCCAUUCGGUUCAAGGAGACCACAGCAGACAUUGAGAAGUUGCGGGAGAAGGAGAAGGGAGACUGGAAGACUUUGUCACUGGCUGACAAGAAAGCAUUGUACAGGGCCAGUUUUUGCCAGACCUACAGCGAGAUGAACGCCCCCACUGGAGAGUGGAAGGUCAUUCUCUCAUGUAUUCUCUUUGUGUUGUCUGGGGCUGGAUGGAUGUUGAUCUACAUCAAGAAAUUUGUCUACCCACCUCCAGUCUCAACACUGAACAGGGAGUGGCAGGAGCAGUCACUGCAGCGGAUGAUAGACCAGGAACAGGGCCACAUCAGAGGAGUCGCCUCCAAGUGGGAUUACGAGAAGCUGGAGUGGAAGAAAUGA